AUGACGUCUGCUCUAGAGAAAUACUACGCUACGAACUAUUCAAAUUGCAAUCUCGAAUACAAUUUUCUGGCGUCGUGGAAAGGAGUUGCCUAUCCUUCACAUGUAUUUCAAUUCAUAUCACUUCCGUUUCAAAUUUUCGCCUUUUAUGUUAUCAUUUUCAAAACUCCAGUAGCUAUGAAGAACGUCAAAACCCCGUUAUUGAUUAAUCACUUAUUUUGCGCCCUACUCGACUUACUCCUUUGCACAUUCUCCACAGUUUAUUAUUUUCUUCCAAUGUACGGGGUGUUUUUUGUCGGUGUUUUCAGUUGGUUCGGGAUACCAAAUGUUCUUCAAAUACUGCUUGUAUGGCUGAUGAUGAUGUUAACAGGAGCAUCGUAUGUUUAUUUUUUCAAAUGUCGCUCCAGUAUCUUAGUUCAAAACAAGUUCCGAAUAACUCGUCAAAAGACAAGGAUGAUAUAUUACUCACUAUUUUUUAUUCCAUGGAUGUUGACAACUUAUUUUGAAAAGUUGAUACCCGAAGAUCAAGAUGCUGCAAGGCAAUUUGCAUUAACAUUACAUCCAUGUCCAACAAGAGAGUUUUUCACAUCUGAAGUCUUGAUUAUUCUUGCUGAUAACAUUCUGAUAGAACGUUUUAUUUGGAUUUUUCCCAUUUUUGGUGUCUAUUUCGCAAGUUUUCCACUGUUUCAAGUUUCGACUCUUAUCUACUACAUUUGCAUUGCACCUUCAAACACAAUUUCAAAAGAUACUCAACAGAGGCAAAAAGUGUUUCUCUUCUGCAUUUUAUUCCAAAUUUUUAUUCCUCUAAUUGCCGUGCUCCCAGCAGGUUGGGUUUUCAUUGUCUAUUUGACCGGUCGUUAUUAUCAGACGAUGAUGAAUGUUACAUUUUGUAGCCUUGGACUUCACGGUCUCGCCGAGAGUAUCGCAAUUGUUACUGUGCAUAGACCGUAUAGAAAAGCCGUUAGUCACAUGCUAACAGAGUUCAAAAAGAGGAGACGGUCGAUUAAAGUGUUACCAUUUCUUGCAAACCACACAAGACACAGUGUCACCACGGGACAAUGA
Molecule: messenger RNA, 1059 nt
Organism: Caenorhabditis elegans
Lineage: Eukaryota; Metazoa; Nematoda; Chromadorea; Rhabditida; Rhabditidae
Gene: srh-116
Product: Serpentine Receptor, class H
Exons: 3
Coding region: 1-1059 (352 amino acids)
Source: RefSeq, marked reviewed